This is a messenger RNA of Sesamum indicum (sesame), 1030 nucleotides long. RefSeq names its product NADP-specific glutamate dehydrogenase. The record is from RefSeq and is a predicted model, not a curated record. NCBI's taxonomy places the organism in Eukaryota, Viridiplantae, Streptophyta, Magnoliopsida, Lamiales, Pedaliaceae.
CCUUGAUUUCUCCAAUUCUGUUGUCUCCCUCAUUUCUGCAUAAAAACCCAUCAGCAAACCUCCCAUUAUUCAAAACUCAAAGAAAGGAAGAGCUAGCAAAAGAGAAUUAUUAGUUGGGAAAAAAGAAAAUGUGUCGCGGGUUUCAACAGAACGAGAGAGAACGCUUGAAAAUCAAAGCGUUCUCCACCCGGUUAUCGGCUUCGUGCUCCAAGAACAAAGCCCGCUUACCCGAUUUCUUGACCCUGCAUUAUCUUCCCCGCAUCAACGGAAGCCUCAUGGAGAUAAACGGGUCAAACCUCCGACCCGACUCACCCGCUUUCGUGACGCUCCAUCGGGUUUUGUCGAGUGAGAGCAGCAGAGGCGCGGUGUACGCAAGCAAAGAGAGAGUGGCGGUUUGUGAAGGGGUGAGGUUCGAGAUAUACGUGGGGGAUGUGAAGGUGUUGAAGGGAAUUUUUAGAAAAGAUGAGGGAGAAAAGUGGAAGAUGGACUGCAAGUUGGAAGACUUCGUGGAGGGGGUGGAUGACGCUGAGGUGUUGGUUGCGCCGGAGGGUCCGGCUGCGGUGAUGAGCGAGAAGAUGGAGAUGGUGGGGGAUCGGCGGCGGCGGCAGAGGAGGAGGCGUAAGUGUUGUGAGCUAGAGGAGAUUCCAGAAGAGAGGGAGGAGGGGGAGUUGGGAUCGGAUAUGUGCAGGUGCUGUGAGUGUAGUGGGGAGGAGGGAAUUGAGGGUGGGGAGAAUGAUAUGGAGGUGGAGAUGGAGAUGGAGAUGGAGAUGGAGGGAGUGAAGUGGGCGGUGGACGUGGGGAUUUGGGUAGUGUGUCUUGGUGUAGGGUACUUGGUCUCCAGAGCUUCUUCUCCCAACAGAUUGAGGAGAAAAAAGAGAUUUAUAUGAGAGGAUUUUUAUUUUAUUUUAUAUUUGAAGUUGCAAUUUUUAUAGCUGGGGGAGUUGUUGUAAAUGGGAGUUAUGGAAAUGUUGUUUUAUUAAUGGAUCUCAUUACCAUUCUCAUCCUCUUCACAUACCAUAAUUUCUCUUCU